AGCUAAUCUUCUUCCUCCACCUCACAACCCUUUAACUAAACCGUUCAAAGUGCUGAACGGUCAUUUCCAAUGGGUGCCGUUUGGUGUCUGGGCGAGCGCCAAAAAGGUUAAUGAAUGCAACACUGUAAGCCGUAGCCUUCUCCCACACCAGGGCCGCAACAGGAGCUUGUGGAAGCUGGCGGGCAGCAUGCUGAUGUGGACCUUGACAUCGGAGGAGAGUGCAUCUGCUGCCCCCUAUAGGGAUCAUGCCCCCAUCAUGAGCCGGCGCCGACAUCACCAUGGAGACCUGCCGUUACCUCAGGCGUAUGGAAAUCCGGUGGAUUUGAUUGAGAUGUGGUGCAGUAGAGCCGACACACAGACCAACAUGGUGAAGCUGGGCAGUCAUUUGUCUGACAAGCUGGAGAAGCAGCCGUCACUGGAUGACGGCUUUGAUAACAUCCCCCUCAUCACACCCUUGGAGGUCACCCAGCUCCAGCAACCGUUCCCAGACAAGGUGAUCGUGAAGACCACGACGGAGUACCAGCAGCAGAAGAAGAAGAAGAUGUCCUACGUGCCAGGCAUCAACAAACUCAACAUCCACCUCUACGACGACAUGUCCGAGAAGAUGAAGUUGACAGGUCUGAUCCUCCUCACUCUUGGCUUCCUGGCCUGUUUCUUCCUGGUGAUUAUGUACAACGUGCUGUGGUUCAACCAGCUCACCUGUCCGGAGGGCUUUGUUCUCAAGCACAAGCACUGCACCCCGGCAGCUCUGGAGAUGUACUACAUAGAGCAGCAGGAGCCCGUGAUGCACAGCAGCGCCCCCCCCAUCGGGGGCCUCUACGCUGCCCUGGGACACUUCACUCAGGUCAAGAGGACUAGCCCCGACCUGCCGUUGCCAUGGCUACCCGUCAUCAGCGCUCUGAAGGAGGCCGAGAGGGCCAAGGAGGCGGUGGGUCCCUUGAAGGAGUGAGGGAGGGAGGGAGGGAGGGAGGGA
Osmerus eperlanus (European smelt) is the source of this 973-nucleotide messenger RNA. It is a transcript of the gene caly, whose product is annotated as calcyon neuron-specific vesicular protein. Gene Ontology annotation, biological process: endosomal transport; G protein-coupled dopamine receptor signaling pathway; clathrin coat assembly. The record is from RefSeq and is a predicted model, not a curated record. NCBI's taxonomy places the organism in Eukaryota, Metazoa, Chordata, Actinopteri, Osmeriformes, Osmeridae. Gene Ontology annotation, molecular function: clathrin light chain binding. Gene Ontology annotation, cellular component: membrane; endosome. Bases 188 to 949 code for a protein of 253 amino acids. The transcript is spliced from 6 exons.